UUCAGGGUGAGAUGCAGCGAAGACUCGAGCAAAAUCGAAGGAAGAAAGCCGAGGUUAUGCGUCUAAUGCGAGCGAAUACACGAUGAGUGUGUUCAUACCUGCUGUCUUCUACGAACGAUUCAUCGUACACCACGAGUGAUCCGUUACAAGUCAGAAGAUGAGCAUAAAAGAGAAAGCGAGCGAGAGGGAGGAUGGUAGACGCGUGGAAGAGAAUGCGCCCCUUGACAUAGGCCAUUUUCUGCGGCAUCGUGGCUGAAAGGGCUUGUUUCGUCAGGGGCAAGUGUGUGCUGCAAGCUCCUCUGCAAAUUGUGCUGAAGACUCGCAAAGCUCUUUUUUCCCGGCCGCAAUUGACGCGCCGAGAAGUACCUCGGCAUGCAUCACCGAGUAGUCAUUGAUUCUCACGAGCUUCUGUAAACUGGAACGGAAGCAACAAGUAAGCGAAUCAGAGAUCACGCGAAGUCUGUGAGCCCACACGAGUCCGGCUACUCGAAGGGAGAUCUUUCUUAGUGACCGAAGAAGGGACGACGAGGAGACGUUAUUAUCACGACGUCAAAAUCGCAUAAGACACAAUGGCAGAAACGAUGGAAAAGAUUGAAAUUAUAAAUUUGGAUAAUUCCGAGGUAUUGAUCGAAGAUGAGGCUACAGAAAUAUUAUUUGAUGCAAAUGUCUCACAAAGUGAAGCUGUAGUAGUGGGAAAUGCAGACGAUAUGAAAGUUUUCUCAGGAAAUGGUCAAAUUAUAUCUAUUAUAACUGAUUAUGAAUGUGUGACAUGUCACCGUGUUUUCCAAUCUGAAGAUUUGUUGAAGGAGCAUUUAGAUAUGUGCAGGGAGGAAGAUGAUUCAACCAAUAUAUUGGAAUUGAAUAAUAUGGCAAAUUAUGAUUCGGAAGAAGAGAAUGAAAAUGAAGAUGAAGAUGAUGAUAGCUAUAUAUUGCAUGAUAUGACUGAUGAGGAUCAGGAUUCCAAGAACAAUGAAAACAACGACAAACCUGUGAUCAAGCCAGUACCAGAUACUCAAUGUCACUGUUGCGCGGAAGAUUUAAAGACUGCACACAGUGGUGGGGACUUCAAGUGUGUUCACUGCAACCUCAGUUUCAAGAAGAAGACGUCCUUGGACAGGCAUGUUAUAGUCAUACAUUGGAAGUGCGACUCCUGCAUAUGCAACGUAUGUGGUUCUUCCUUCCGUGAUAAGAAAGAGCUGAACAAACACCGCUAUACAACACAUGGUGAUCGUAAAAUCUUCAGAUGUGAGCCUUGCGAUACCUACUUCUCCCGAAGCUACCACUUAAAUCGACACAUAAUGCAGUCUGGUUGUCACGGCAAUAUACUUAAUACGUUUAGUUGUCAAGUUUGCAAGAAAGUCUUUACGCGCAAGGAUAACUUGCGAGAACAUCUGCGUACUCACGCAGGAACCCCGCAGCGGCAGAAGAAACCGUGUAAGUAUUGUACGAAGGAAUUCUUCACGAGUCAACAGUUGCUGAUACACGAGCGCAUGCACACGGGCGAACGGCCGGUACAGUGCGACUUGUGCCCGAAAACAUUUCUGUCAGCGUUGGCGCUGAAAAAGCACCGUCGUGUACACACCGGAGAGAAACCGUUUGAAUGUAAAUACUGUCAGAGGAAAUUCGCCGCUCGUGAGACGUUGAAUCGACAUCAACGUACACACACUGGCGAGAAACCGCAUGUCUGUCAAUAUUGCGGCAAGUCGUUCAUACAGGCAUCCCAGUUAAGGGCGCACAUAUUUCAUCAUACCGGCGAAAACGGCUUUUACUGCGAUGUGUGCGGCAAAGCGUUUAACCGAAAAGCACGCUUGAAUAUCCACAAGAAAUUCGUACACGAAGGAGCGAUUCCAUUCACGUGUAAAAUUUGCAACAAAGGCUUCACGCGUAGGGAGGACCUGGUGAAGCACGCUCUACUGCACACUGGAGUUAAACCGUUCAAAUGUGACAAGUGCUCGAAAGCUUUCUCGGCGAAGUCGUCUCUGCAGGCUCACCUCAACACCCACAGACGUGAGCCGCCCCAGUCAUGCGUCGAGUGCAACAGAGUGUUCAUCCGGCAGGAUUGCUUGAUGAGACACAUUCGGGCGAAACAUCGGGAAUUGUUGGAGGACGUUAUGAACGAGGUCGAGAAGAAGCAUCUACAGACACAGUUGUAUAAUAUCGCGACAAUUGCCGCGGCCAAAACGAAAAACGGCGAAUCUAAGACACUUUCCACCGACGAAUUAUUGAAGGCUAUCAUAGAUCUUUUGAGGAUACUUAUCGAUGAGGAAACUCUGCAAUUAUUUGGGUGGCCAGAAGCUCCGAUACAAGACGUCCUCGAAGCUGUGAUCAGAAGAUGUGGACACGAGCCAGUAACGUCGGAAUCCUGUGUGUCCUUCACCGAGAGGCUGCGAGAAAACGUCAAGCUUCUGUUCACUGUAGUCAUCGAGGAUGAUACAGUGAAAUCUCUCUUAACGACAAAAACAGUAGAUGAUGUCAUACUUCAUGUUGUAGAGAUAUCUAACGGAACAAAAAAUUAAUUAGAAGGUAAGAUAUGUAAAAAAGCUAUCGACCAUAGCUAACAAGAUUCUUUUUCGGAUUAUUGAAACUGAGAAAGAUAAAAUAGGGAAACGAAUUUGAAAAUGCGAAUGACUUGACAGAAUAUCUGUCAAGAUAUCUAGAUCAUGUUACAGUCUAUAUUUUGAUGCUCACUUUUUAUUAAUAUAUAUUAAAAAUUUUGUAGAUUAUAUUAAGGAAAAUUGGGUAACUCGUAUACAUUAUAUUUAAAACAUUGUACAUUAUAAUAUUUUGUAAUAUUAUACACUUGCUAUAAGCUGUUAUUAUACAUCUAUAAUAACUACACAUAC
Messenger RNA from Harpegnathos saltator (Jerdon's jumping ant), 2843 nucleotides. RefSeq names its product suppressor of Hairy wing. Gene Ontology annotation, molecular function: DNA-binding transcription factor activity, RNA polymerase II-specific; RNA polymerase II transcription regulatory region sequence-specific DNA binding. Gene Ontology annotation, cellular component: nucleus. The transcript has 12 exons. NCBI's taxonomy places the organism in Eukaryota, Metazoa, Arthropoda, Insecta, Hymenoptera, Formicidae. Gene Ontology annotation, biological process: regulation of transcription by RNA polymerase II. The coding region runs from base 570 to 2516 and encodes 648 amino acids. The record is from RefSeq and is a predicted model, not a curated record.